UUACUUUAACACCUGUGAAAUGCUCACAAAAAUAUCAAGUUUUUUUUUUUUUUUAGUUUAACAUUUUACAAAGUUUGUUGGCCAGACUACGCUGUGUGUAUUAUCAAUGCUAUCAACACUUUACUAUUUGGUUUCAGACUUUGAGACAACGCAGGAGAUGGUUUCUAGUUAAUAUAUAAAAACUUCCGGAUCGGUUUUCAAAGUCCAGACAAGCUAAUUUUCAACUGCUCAGAUGGACUCCACACACUGAAUCUGUCUUCUCUACAGUUGUCUUUAUCAAUGCUAUUACAAAAUGGAAUCACCAAGAAAAUAUUGGUCAGUGCUCAUUCUGCUCGUCUUUUGCUUCGACAUCACCUAUGCUUCUGAAGGACGAUGUCCUGUUGACUGUAAAUGUUCUAAGUCUAGGAUUGAAUGCGUCUCACCUUCAUUCCCAAUACAUAUACCAAAUGACAAGAUAGACUCACUUUUAAUUCGAGGCAAACUCGGAGACAUUCAAAAGGGAGCGAUUGCUUAUCGUGAAAAAGGGUCUAUGCUACAGUUGGAAAUAAAUGUCGACUGCAUCAACGAGAUUAAACCAAUGGCUUUCGCAGGAACAGUGAAGAUCAUCAAGUUUACUGCAAAAAAAGUUUUUAAAAUCAAUCCACAUGCAUUUAGUAAUAUAGACUGUCAAGAUUUUUACAUUCUAGAUUCUAACAUUUCUAUUAUAUCCGGCUUUGCCUUCGGAAACAUCAGUUGUAACAGUCUUAAAGUAUCGAAUUCAAAUAUUUCCGCACUUGAGACCAAUGCGUUUAGUAUCAACCGAAUUGGCAAUGUCGUUUGUGUAUUUAAUACAUUUAACUGUAUUGACAAAAAUGCGUUAGUUCGAAACAAGGAUUUUGAAAUGAUAGGAAAUACGAUAUAUCAGUUUCUUGAACAGGACACUAUGCCUGAAACAUUCAGAAAUAACAAACUAACUUGUGAUUGUUCUCUAAAAUGGUUUUUUACAAAAAACUAUUUGACUGCGCCGAAUAAUACUUGCUCAUUACCACUGAAGUAUAAAGGGAAAUCCUUACGAUCGGAAAUGUUUAAUUCGUGUAAUACAGCUACAGAAUCGGUUACAGAAUGCUCAAAACCAAACAACUCUAACAUACUAAGAUGGAAUAUGUUAAUCAGUUCUGCCCUUCUUGUAAUAACACUCAUUGUUUUUAGCUAACAUUCAUAAUACAUGUUAAACUAUCGAUAAUAUUUUAAUAGUUAUUCACAUGAGAUAAGAAGAAAGGUAUAUUUAGCAACUAUGCUGGUGUGUUUAUACCCCUGUAGCUUAGCGGUUCGGCAAGAGACCGAUGGUAUAAGUACCACACAUUAAAAUUCUUGAAGGUGAUGUCCCGGCAUGGUCGCGGUCUAAUGACUGAAACAAUUAAAAGAUAAAAGAUAUAUAAUAAUAAUAAUAAUAAUAAUAAUAAUAAUAAUAAUAAUAAUAAUAAUAAUAAUAAUAAUAAUCCUUUCUAUUAUAGGCAUAAGGGCCUGAAAUUUUGGGGGAGGAGGCCAGUCGAUUAGAUCGACCCCAGUACGCAGCUGGUACUUAACUAAUCGACCUCGAAAGGAUGAAAGGCAAUGUCGAUCUCGACGGAGUUUGAACUCAGAACGAAGUGACGGGCGAAAUACCGCUAAGCAUUUCGUCCAACGUGCUAACAAUUCUGCCAGCUCGCCGCCUUCAUAUAAUAUUAAUAAUAAUAAUAAUAAUAAUAAUAAUAAUAAUAAUAAUAAUAAAUUCUUGUUUUAGCCACAAGGGCUCACAUACAAAACAUUAAUUGACGCACAACAACAUGAAAGAUAAAAACAGGACGAUACAAUGGGUUUUGCCGCGUGUACACAAUGUAAUAACAAUAAAAAUUGAACAAAUUAAAAUUCCCAAUAGGGAAGGCGCUUUAAGAUCCUGAUAGAAAAACCCACAAAAGCCACGGGUGCCUAAACAACAGCGCAAGAGCCUUUCUCCUUCUUUUUUGCAGGUGCGGGCUCAGAAUUGGCCCUUUCACACUGGCCACUCUUCCAGCAUUCACCCAUCUUUCAGCAAACUUGCUACAAGGCAACACUUUCCUCUCCAUCCUCAACUUCCUUUUCAAGUGAAACUCGAAAAAGAUGAUGAGGGCUUGGCCCAAAUGCGGGACAAAGAGGGGAGGCGCAGAAAAAAAAAUAAUAAUGAUCUUUUAGCAUCAGCUUUAAUUCCAUAUAGUGUUUGGCUUUUAAGGGAGACGAUAUACGAGGUGUAUUCUAGACGUUUCAGACUUUUGUAUGAGAGACGAUUAUUAGUUUCAAAGAAAUACAAAACACUAAUCUCCUUCAAAGUAGGAUCCUCUGACUUCAAUGCACUUGUAGCUAUCCAGCCAUUUCGUGAAGGUCCCAAAAUGAAGGUGUCCAGGACUCUUGUCACAACUCCCAUCUUCUUAAUGUCUUCUAAAAGACUGCCGCUGAGGUUUUUCACCUGGAGGAUCGACCAAAAAGUAUCAGAGAGCAAUGUCCGGACUGUCAGGUGAGUGAGGGACUGUACUGAGGUCUUUCUCUGAUAAGUAGUUGGUUACCAGAAUGCUCAUCACUGAACACUCUGAGAACAAAUUUUGCGUAUCUUCAGAUCUUCAUGAAUAAUUCUGUGUACAGUUUACUCUUUUACUUGUUUCAGUCAUUUGACUGCGGCCAUGCUGGAGCACCGCCCUUAGUCGAAUCAAAUCGACACCAGGACUUAUUCUUUGUAAGCCUAGUACUUAUUCUAUCGGUCUCUUUUUGCCGAACCGCUAAAUUACGGGGACGUAAACACACCAGCAUCGGUUGUCAAGCGAUGGUGGGGAGUCAAACACAGACACACAAACAUAUAUAUAUAUUUACAUAUAUACGACGGGCUUCUUUCAGUUUCCGUCUACCAAAUCCACUCACAAGGCUUUGGUCGGCCCGAAGCUAUAAUAGAAGACACUUGCCCAAGGUGCCACGCAGUGGGACUGAACCCGGAACCAUGUGGUUGGUAAGCAAGCUACUUACCACACAACCACUCCUGUGCCUAUUACCACACAGCCACACACAAACUCCAAACUAAAUGCUCGUUAUUUUUAUAGGCACACGACAGUCUUCAUCCAGAGUAUUGCGAAUUUUCUUGGCCAGUUCUGACGUUCUAACGUCCCUCUCCCAUCCACAGUUCUCAUCGUCUCUCACUUCUCUACUGUUCUUGAAAAUCUUGUGCCAGCGAAAAUGUUAAUCUAUAAGCAAUCUGAAGUAAUUUAUAGGGGUCUCUGGCGUUUUUACCCCGUUUAACACAAUACUUUAUUGCAUAGAGAGCUUUCCACUGUCCCGACUGUCUUCUGCAAAUUAGUCGGCUAUGACAAGCAAUGUUUAGCAGAGUGUGUUUCAAACAUGAAAAACAAUCUUCUGCAUCAAUAAUUGUUCCUGAAAGUUGUUUUUUAUUCCUUCUACGGACUGUUCGAAUCUUACUAUCUUCUUGCAUCUCGAUCCUUGGAUCUUAGCUUUCCUUAUUAUAUAUUCUUUAAUUCUUUUAUUCUUUUGUUCUUUUACUUGUAUCAGACAUUUGACUGCGGCGAUACCAGAGGGUUUGUUUAGUCGACUAAAUCGGACCUCGGCCUUAUUUUUAAGAUGAGUACAUAUUCUGUCGGUCUCUUUACCGAACUACUAAGUUACGGGGACGUAAACACACAAACACCGGUUGUGAAACGGUGAUGGAGGUACAAACACAAAUACACAGGCACACCCCACAGACACAGAUACACACACACACAUACAUACAUACAUACAUACAUACAUACAUACACACAUACACACAUACAUACAUACACACAUACAUACAUACAUACAUGAUUGACCGCUAAAUCCACAAGUUUUCUUUUAUUCUCUCUCUUUUUAUAUCAUCGUGUUUCUUUCUGUUGAAGAAUGAAGGCUCGAAACCUAAAAGACUUUCUCACCUUCCCGAGUGUCAAACUAAUACACCUGCUUGUUGUUUAUA
Molecule: messenger RNA, 3982 nt
Organism: Octopus bimaculoides (California two-spot octopus)
Lineage: Eukaryota; Metazoa; Mollusca; Cephalopoda; Octopoda; Octopodidae
Source: RefSeq, a predicted model, not a curated record